Messenger RNA from Saccostrea cuccullata (small rock oyster), 663 nucleotides. RefSeq lists its product as uncharacterized. The transcript has 4 exons. Bases 253 to 639 code for a protein of 128 amino acids. Lineage: Eukaryota; Metazoa; Mollusca; Bivalvia; Ostreida; Ostreidae. The record is from RefSeq and is a predicted model, not a curated record.
UCUUUAGAGACAUCAAGUCUUUUUUGGAAAAUAUAUUCUUACCAUUAGGGAAUAGCAUUUUAAUUUAUUGUAUUACUCGAGGAACGCCAAGAACACUAAGCAUUAUGAAUAUCUUACAUGUAUGUCAUCAUGUCUCAAGUGCGAUAAUGUACUGAUUGAGAAUGCUAUCACGAAGCGGCAUUCGGCAGAUUUACCUUAAUCUUAUCUAGACCAGUGUUAAGAGUACAUUUAAGUGGAUUCACAGGGGGAAAUAUGGAAACAAUACAUUCGUGCUUUCUUUUAUUUAUCUCGACAGUUGUGUGUUUAAUAUCAUGCACUUUUGUCAACGUUCCCCGUGAGCCUAAUUUGGGAGCUGCCUGGGCCUACAAUUAUGAUCCUCAUAAGGGUAUCCUUGCGAUGAGAAACAACUAUCGUGCGUCGCCAAACGAUACUUGUCACGUGUACAAACUGACAGACCAGCAGAGACAUGAUAUUCACACCAUUGCUGGGGAAUUCAAUAUCGAAAUUAUGAUGUACGACGCUAUCAUAACAAAACAUGGAGAGACUAUGACAGUACAAGAGCUGAACCAAACCAGCUAUAACCUAUGGAAAUUUUGUAAAAAUAAUCUCCACUUUAUGAAGUAUAAUUUCUAUGUUUAAGAUAAAUUAAACUUCCAGUGUUUA